This is a messenger RNA of Staurois parvus, 1407 nucleotides long. Lineage: Eukaryota; Metazoa; Chordata; Amphibia; Anura; Ranidae. The record is from the annotation of a GenBank genome assembly.
AUGAAUGAAAAGCUGAAAAACGGUGAUCAUAAAAUUGACCUGGAGAAAGAAAACCGCCAUGGACAGAAGAGAUAUAUCUGUACUCAGUGCGGGAAAAGCUUCACUCGGAAAUCUUCCCUUAUUGUACAUCAGAGAGUCCACACAGGAGAGAAACUCUUCAUGUGUACACAGUGUGGGAAGAGGUUCGGUCUCAAGUCUUCAAUGGUCAGACACCUGAGAAUCCACAUUCCAAAGACUGGGAAUAUAUGUCCAGAUUGUGGCAAGUGCUUCCCUCGCUAUUCCAGCCUUUUCCAGCACCAGAAAGUCCAUAAAGGAGAAAGACAUUAUAAAUGCCAUAAGUGUGGGAAGGGUUUUGUUCACACAUCAGAACUUGUGGUCCAUCAGAGGAUACAUGAACGAAAGAGACGCGUUGUGUGUGCUGAGUGUGGGAAGAGCUUCACCCGGAAGUCUUCCCUUAUUGUACAUCAGAGAGUCCACACCGGGGAGAAACGCUUCAUGUGUGCGCAGUGUGGGAAGAGGUUCGGCCUCAAGUCUUCAAUGGUCCGACACCUGAGAACUCAUUCUCCAAAAAUCCUCAUCAUUUGUCCUGACUGUGGCAAGUGCUUUAGCCGCUACUCAAGCUUAUUUCAGCACCAGAAAAUUCACAGGAAGCAAAAAUCCUUUCAGUGUCCUCAGUGCAAGAAGAGUUUUCCUGGAGCAUCACAGCUGGUUGCACAUCAGAGAAAACACACAACCCUAAGGACAUUCCUGUGUGCCGAGUGUGGGAAAAGCUUCACCCGGAAGUCCUCUCUUAUUGUACAUCAGAGAGUCCACACAGGAGAGAAACGCUUCAUGUGUACACAGUGUGGGAAGAGGUUUGGUCUUAAAUCUUCCUUGGUCAGACAUCAGAAGGUUCACAGAAAAGUGAAACCCUAUAAGUGUUCUCAAUGUGAAAGGAGCUUCCGUCACACAUCACAGCUUAUGGUACACCUGAAAACCCACAAUAAGGAAAAGCCUUAUCACUGUAUUGAAUGUGGGAAAUACUUCACACGGAAAUCAUCCCUUAUUGUACAUCAGAGAGUUCACACAGGAGAGAAACUCUACAUGUGUACAGAGUGUGGAAGAAGGUUUUCAUUUAAGUCGUCUCUGGUCAGACACAUGAGGACCCACACCAGGCAGCCCCUUAAUAUUUGUUCUCAUUGUGGUAUUUAUUUCAGUCGCUAUCAAGAUCUGUCAGUGCAUAUGGAAAUCCAUAAUAGUGAAAAGCGCUUUCUGUGUGCCGAGUGUGGGAAAAGUUUCACCAGGAAGUCUUCCCUUAUUGUACAUCAGAGAGUCCACACAGGGGAGAAAAGCUUUAUGUGUACAAAGUGUGGGAAGAUGUUUGGCCUCAAGUCUUCUAUGGUCAGACACAUGAGAACUCACUCUUGA